AGGAGCCAGCCCGGGGCAGGCUGCAGCAGCGAGGGCUGGCGGGCCGCCAGGAAGUGUAAAAUCCUGGCCGGUGGGUGGCAAAUUCCGCCAGAUCGCGGCGAGGAGGCAGCGCGUCCGUGUGUCCGUCCGUCCGUGCGUGCGGCGGGCGCAGGGAGCGGCAGCCCGGCCGCCCGGCAGCCCGGCCCGGGUGAGCCCAGGCGGAGCGGGGCGCGGCCCCGCCGGGCCGGGGGCUCGGCCGGCGGUGCCAGGGGAUGUUUGUGUGCCGGGGGCGGCUCCCGCGCCCCGCCGUGCCGCUGGAGCGCAGCGCGGCCGUGAGACCUGGGACUGCCUCAGUUCCUUCAUCCCGCAGCGCAUGUCACAGCCCGACGCGGUGGGGGCCUGCUAGUGCCGGGCUGAUCUCUGCUUCUGACUGAGGCCUUGGCCUUGAGGACUCAUGGCCAUUGCUGAGACUGGCGCGUGAGCCUUCGAGAGAAGAGCCUUUCUGAUGGCCCUGCCCUGCCCCACCUGACCCUAUGAAAGGAGGGUUCGCCAUAGCUCUGUCCCUCGCACUCCAGCCCCACAGGAUGGGCUCGUUCAGGAGGCCCCGGCCUCGCUUCAUGAGCUCACCGGUGCUCAGUGACCUGCCUCGCUUCCAGGCAGCCCGGCAGGCCAUGCAGCUCAGCUCCAACUCUGCCUGGAACAGUGUACAAACAGCAGUGAUAAAUGUGUUCAAAGGGGGAGGCUUGCAGAACAAUGAACUUUACACCCUCAAUGAAAAUAUCAGACGGCUGCUGAAGAGUGAACUUGGAUCCUUCAUCACAGAUUACUUUCAGAACCAGCUCCUUGCGAAGGGCUUGCUGUUUAUGGAGGAGAAGGUCAAGCUGUGUGAAGGUGAGGAUCGCAUUGAUGUCCUGUCUGAAAUCUGGGAUCACUAUUUUACAGAGACUCUUCCUACACUCCAGGCAAUAUUCUACCCAGUCCAGGGUCAGGAGCUGACAAUCCGUCAGAUUGCUCUUCUUGGCUUCAGAGACUUGGUCUUGCUAAAAGUAAAGUUGGAAGAAAUCCUUCCCCUGGUCCAGACAAAGGUUCCAGCUUCCAUUGUCCAGAUGCUGUUAAUUCUGCAGAGUGUCCAUGAGCCUACUGGCCCCACUGAGGGUUACCUACAGCUGGAAGAGCUGGUCAAGCAGGUGGUGUCACCAUUCCUGGGUUUGUGUGAGGAUCACAGCUCCUCUGGCAGCACCUGCUUGCUUGAGAGGCGCUACUCCCGAUCCCGCCCCAAGGCCCUGACCCCGCUGACGGAGCAGGAGGGCGAGGCGUACCUGGAGAAGUGCGGGAGCAUCCGCCGGCACACGGUGGCCAACGCGCACUCGGACCUGCAGCUGCUGGCCAUGGCCUCCAUGCUGCACACGGGCAUGGUGGCCGAGGAGCCGGACGGCUCCGAGCAGUGCCUGCUGCUGCAGCCCGGCUGCUUCGGCCACAGGCAGUGCUCCAGCGAGCCCAGCAUCGCCGACGGCCCCGACGGCGCGGCGGCAGCGGGCGCCAGGCAGGACCCUGCCGAGCUGAACUGCACCUCUGUCAGCUAGGAGGAGGCUGGCCCACGAGUGGAGAGCUGCAUGCACUAAGCUGGACACAGGGGUGUGUCAUCCCUGCUGGGAAAAGAAGAGAAAAAUAGGAAUUCUGCUCAUGCCAUCGAAGUGGGCUCGAGGGUUCUUAUGGCUGAGAAUGCUCUCUAGACAGGUUCUUUUACCAGUCUGGGAUCAUCGUUGAUGGAGGUACCAGGCUGCUCCCAAAUGACCACUGAGGGCUGUAAAGGUUUUGCUGUUGAACAGCACAGUCUGCCUUCUGUAAGCUUUCUCCCUCUACUAGUAUAAACCUUUUGGCAUCAGGUUUCCUUCUUUUUCUUUGGUAUGAUACAAAUUGAGUUCUUUCUGCUUUUCUCUAUCUUUCCCAAUUGUGAUUCUUCUUUGUUCUUUGUCCCUGCAGUAGAGACCUCUGUGCUCGGUGUUCUCUUUGCUUUUGGUGCUAGCGUGGUGAAUGCUGCACACUUCAUUUCUCUUUUGAAAUUGAACUCAGGGAUGAAACCAUCCUGCAGAAAGAUCUGAAGUGGCUGGUGAGAGGAGGAGAUCCUUUACCUUGCUUCCCAUGGGCAUGGAUGAAAAGUCCAAAUCAGAAUUAAUCAGACUUCCUUUUAUCCAGGCCCACAGAGAACUGAGUAUAUGUGGAGUCUGAGCUGAGUUUUGGUUCCAGUCAUAGCUUGGGGGUUUUGGUAUUAAUUGGGUGAAAAGGAUGACUGGGGUGUGUAAAUUGGAUGCAAAAUAUACUGAGCAUCCUUGCAUUUGGCAUCAGUUUGCUCUCAAAAUUUCAGUGAUGAUUGGGCUAUGAUGAAAGAGAAAAUGAGAUGGGAAGGAGAUGCUGCACUUGUGUGGGAGAUGUACAAGGGCUUCUCAGCACUGGGUCAUCGUGACUCCAGAUCAGGAGGGGAUGAUCAGGAUUUCAUCCUGGACUUACCCUGGUACUUUUAGCACUUGCAGAUUUCAUGAGACUGAGGAUAACAGCGGGGUGUGGAAAGGAGCCCUGCCUCAGUGUAUUCAUGAAGUGCUCCUGACCUCCAGUGGUAUCUGACUCAGUGCAGCACUGCUUUUAAGAUAAAGUGAGGCUCUUUGCAGUCUUUGGUUUUGUUUUUGUUGUGAAGAUUAGGAGUGGAUCCAGUUUCCAGCUGUCUGUUUCAGGCACUGCAUUCUGCGGUGUCUGCUUUGUAGCAUCACUUGGAACUCCAAUGCUGCUUCUGUGGGGACAGAUCCAAUCUGUUUGAGCUGUCCCCACGAUACUCUGCUGCUGUCUUGCUAAGCAGAUUUGCAAGUGUAAUUAUAGGCUUAGAGGUGAACUGCAGUGCUGCCUUAAAUGUCAAAUCCCAUUAAAAAUAUGGACACAACACAACUACCACUUGAAUCUACUCCAAGUGGUACUGUAGAUAAGUGUGUCUUGACAAGGAAACAGAAGGUUAGGCUGAGCAUCAGGAUGUUUUUUGCAUGCUAUGACAUUAACUGCAGAAUUUGCCCUGCUUCUGCUGGACAUUAAACAGUUUCUGCUCCACUAGCUGCACUGGAAGUACAGCUCUGACCUGCCAGGAUUCAGCAUUAGUGGCACAUGCAGCAAAAGGAGAGCAAGUUAUUAUUUGGCCACAAAGCAUCAGAAAUACCAGCUAUGAGCUCAAGCUGUGCUGCCUUGAUAAAUGAGGGUGUUGCAUUUUCUUGUGUGGUUUGCAAUGUUGAGACAGAUACUUGGAUCUCUCCUUUUCCCUCCUGUCAGCAGAGCUCUUGGCCUUUGGGGAAAGGCCGAGUGUUUGGAUCACCAGCUGUGCUUUCCGUGUCAGGAAAGGAGGUUCAGGCUGCCUCCUCCUCCUGAGAGCACCCACAGCCCAGCAGAGGCCAGGAAGAUGUGCCUUACAGCAGCCUUCCCUCAGAUGGAUUACAGGACAAAUUGCUCUCCUGUUCAUAAAUUGGACUGACCAGGCCAGCUUACUGUCCUCUGCCCCAGGGCAGCCAUGGGCUGUGGUGGAGCUUCAGAACUCUGUGGUGGCAGCCAAGCCACGCUGGCCUUGCCUUGGCGCAGUCCCUGCAGCAUGGGGCAGAUGAUGGUGUCCUGCUCACAGUCAAUUUCUUUGGCCCUUUGCCAUGAUUUAAAGCCUUCUCUUGGUCACACUGAGGUGUGUGGGGAGGUGGUCACCCUGCAGCAUUUCAGUUCACUCUUAUGAAUGCUUUUCUUCUUUCUCUUUCUCCUCUAACCCAUUUGCCUUCUGUAAAUACCCAAAUCUUUUCUAUUGGAGAGCAGCAGCCCGUUUUAAUGGUGAAAACUAGAAUGAUUUAUUUAUUUCCUGACAUAUUCUUGGAUCAUCUCUAGGGCUAAUAGGAGUUAGUCCUGGUUUUAACUUGAAUUUCUUUCAUUUUACACACAUGUAUGAUUUUAAUUAUUUUGGUUUUGUAUCUGUUACCUUGCAAAAAUUUGCACCAAGCCCUCUGAAUCAUGCACUUCCCCCCUUGUUUUGUUUUUAUGGAGAAUUAAAGCUGGUGGCUUUACUUUGUAAACUGAAGUAAACACAACUCUGUUCUGAAAACCACACCGAGAGUAUGGCCGUGAC
Prinia subflava (tawny-flanked prinia) is the source of this 4117-nucleotide messenger RNA. It is a transcript of the gene PRR5L, whose product is annotated as proline rich 5 like. The coding region runs from base 513 to 1562 and encodes 349 amino acids. Gene Ontology annotation, biological process: TORC2 signaling. The transcript is spliced from 9 exons. The record is from RefSeq and is a predicted model, not a curated record. Lineage: Eukaryota; Metazoa; Chordata; Aves; Passeriformes; Cisticolidae. Gene Ontology annotation, cellular component: TORC2 complex.